This is a messenger RNA of Mytilus trossulus (common blue mussel), 983 nucleotides long. RefSeq lists its product as uncharacterized. Lineage: Eukaryota; Metazoa; Mollusca; Bivalvia; Mytilida; Mytilidae. The record is from RefSeq and is a predicted model, not a curated record. Gene Ontology annotation, molecular function: protein binding. The coding region runs from base 78 to 875 and encodes 265 amino acids. The transcript is spliced from 6 exons.
CACAAAACUGGUCACUAACAGUUCCAAGUAUCAAGGAUGGUGAUUCACGACAAUUUUUUGUUCGAGCGACAGAUAUUAUGGGUAGUCAAGCAAUCGAUAGUACAACUAUUCACUUUGAUUCCACACCACCCCGUAUAUUAUCCUCAAAUCUUAAUUAUAACAUAGAAGACGGACAAUACAAAUUGUCAAGCAGAUUAACUAUCAAUGCAAGGGACAAUGACAGUGGCGUACCUACGGUUAAAAUAAGAAUAGUUACAAUGUCUGGGAUUGAAAAAUACAAGCAUGAAUUUAAAAAUCCUGUUGUUGAGAACACGAGUUUGUGCCCAUCCUGCUAUGAAGAUAGCAUAGGUAAUUCGUAUAGACCAAGUAUGUCGUUUGAGAUCAAUAAUUGCUGGAUGAAUGUUGGAAUUGAGGAAAACAAUACUGAGAUGCACACAUUGGAAAUAGGAGUUUACAAUGGUGCUAUGUUAGCAGCAAUGCAAAUAGAAAAUAUAACUGACGUUAAAAGUUUAAAAGGAAUUCAACAAUAUUUUGGUGUAGAGAACUUAACUAUUACAAGCAUUUCUGAUACUAGUAUUCAACUUAAAUGGGUCAAACCUGAAACUUGUUACGAUCUUCUUGGAAUAAAGUUAAUGCUGACCCAUAGCCAUAAUAUAACCGAAGAACACAAAAUCUUCAAAUCUGCGAGAACAGUUUAUAUUGGGAACCUCAAUCCAUCAACAUCCUACACAUUUCAAAUGUUUGCAAAAUACGGACCCGAUGAAGAUAACUUUGAUAUGAGUGCUCCUGUGGAAGGCUCAUUUUCAACAGCAGCUAAACUUGAACACAGAGAUUUCAAAGAAAUAUUGGUACAAAAUGUCAUCUUGGCAGCUUGAGGUGGAAUCAUGACAACUCUAACCGAAAGAAAACGGAUUAAGACAACUCGGGUCAAUUUAAAUACAACUCGGACCAUUUUCAAAGACUGCUCGGUCCAGUUUAAAAGA